CCUAUGAAGAACUCCAGCUGGACUAUCCCUCUACUGAGGAUCAAUCCGUGAAAGACCCAUCAGACCCUAACAUUGUCUAGGAGAUCCACAGAAAGAAGAAAACAACAGUUAGAGGUUGACUUGGUCCUCCCAUCAAGACGUUCCCUGAAGAGUACAUUUGCCACUGAAGAAAGAAUUCCACAUCACCAGGAGCUCUACGGGGAAAUCUGGGAGAAGCUAUGAAAAGAUUUCAAUGGAGAAAGGAUGAUAGAACUAUCCGACUUUCCCAUGAGCUCUCGAAGGGUGAGAAAGAAGCCACUGAGAACAGAAAGGCAAAAGUUCUGGAGUGCCUCAAGAGCCUUGGCAUUGCCCGUGAUGAGGAUACAAAGGAUGACAUGCCCAAUAUCGCUGUCCUAGGAUCAGGCAGAGGUCUACGGGCCAUGAUAGCCCUUCAAGGAUCCUUGGUGGAGAUGAAGAAGCAGGGCCUGUUGGACGCUGUCCUGUAUCUGUGUGGGGUAUCGGGUUCCACCUGGUGCAUGUCUACCCUCUACAAAGACAAGGACUGGACAGAGAAAGUACAGGACUUGGAAGAACGCCUGUGUGAUACACUUUCCAAAUCUUCAUGGGAUCUUCAUAAGGCGUACUCUCUUGUGUGCCAGGCAGCUAAAGAUGAACUCUUCUCUCUCACUGAUAUCUGGGCCUCUUUCGUUGUCUACAAAAUAUUGAAUCAGUAUGAUCAGACCAAGUUAUCUCAACAAGACGAUGCCUCCACAAGUGGGACAAAUCCUUACCCCAUCUAUGCAGCAGUGGAAGCAAAGAUAUUGCAUAAAGCACAUGAAAACAGCCCAGGCACUUGGUUUGAAUUCACCCCUCAUGAGUCUGGCUUUCCUGCCCUGGGGGCAUUUGUGUGCACCAAAGACUUGGGAAGCAAAUUCGAGAAUGGGAAGUUGAAAGAUAACAGCGAAGAGAAAAGUAUCUGCUACCUGCAAGGUUUAUGGGGAAGUGUCUUUGGAUGCAUAGAGGAAAACAUUAAAUAUUUAAAAGAGCUUGUUCUCCAAAUAUUUUCCGGAGGACUGAGAGGAAAACAUGAGUAUGCAGUAGGUGGAGCAGAAAACACAUCAGAAAUGGCCAUGCCUCCUCUUGGAGGAGGUACUCAUUGCACUUGUACACAUUGUCGGAGUGCCCUCCUCCUCCUGGAGUUUCACGGUCAUGCCUCAGCUGGGGAAGACUGCGAGGGAGUCUUUGGGAAGCUGAAGGAAGUCCUGAAAGAACACAAGGGCAAGAAUUCCUACCAGAAGUGUUGUGAAAUGAGUGAGACCUGGAGUUCAAAGACCUUGGCAGCAAGAAUGGAGGAGUGUGCUGAAUUUGGCAGGAUUUUUGAAACAGAACAUGGAGGAAGUGUAUCGAGUGCAUGUCAAUUGUUUUGGAAAAUCUGUAUCUGUAUCUUCCACUGGAGAUGGGGGAGCAUCUAUAACUUUCUGUACAAAUGUGAUGCUAAAUCCACUGGCUUGGAUAAGGAUGAAGUCAUCAACCUGAUCGAUGCCGGCAUUGGCAUAAAUUCCGCCUACCCCCUUGUUCUGCGUCCAGAGAGGAAAGUGAAACUGAUCCUUUCCUUUGACUUCAGCAGUAAGGAUCCUUUCAAGACCAUCAAGAAAACUGCCAAGUACUGUGAGGCAAAUAACAUCCCAUUUCCCAAGAUAGACCCAGAAAAGCUGAAGAACACAGAUACUCCUUCCAGUUGCUACAUCUUCAGAGGGAAGGACAUUCCCACUGUCAUGCACUUCCCGCUCUUCAACAAGGAAAAUUGUCCAGAUAAAAUACAUGACUUCAGAGAGAGGUAUUCCACCUUUCAUUUUUCCUACAAAGAGGAUGAUGUCAAAGAACUCCUCAAAAGAGCGAAGAUGAACAUAUCCAACAACAAGGAGAGGAUUCGGGAGGAGAUCCAGCAGAUUGUGUCCUCCUCCACCAAGAAGUUUUAAAACCAUGUCUCUGUUUUGCUCGUGUUCAAGAAGGACAGAAAAUCUGAGCCUGGAUCUGAGCGGCAAUGUGACUAUUUCAAACCUAACUGCAGUAGAAUGAGUUAGUUUCCCUGGGUUAGAUUCACAAAGGGAUUUAGGAACCUAUUUGCCACUUUAGGUGCCUCAGUCCCACAUUUAGGCACCCCUGGGAUUCACAAAACUCUUGUUCAGCUGCUGCAAAAUCCUGUAGUGCCUAAACUCCCUUGGCACCUAAGUUGUUGCAAUGAAAUAUCCUUAGAUGCCUAUGUUUCAGCCUCGGGGCAUGUGCACUGCAGCCACCAUCUUGGUGUCCAGGUUCCUAAACCCCAGAGUGAUUCCUGACCUGUGAAAGACAGGCAUUCCUCUGCCUACCUCACCAAUGGAGCCUGAGCCGUGAUGUGAGAAGGAGGAAGAUGGCCUCCCUCAUAACUGUUAGCCCAGUCGGUAGCAUACUCACCUGGGAUGGAGAAGACCGCGUGUCAAUUUCUCUCUUUGCCUCAUGGGGGAAGGGAUUUGAAGCAUAUAUGCUACUUAUGAGGUGGGUGCCCUCAUCACUGGGCAGUGGGGUAGUCUGAUGGCGGGGUAGUCUUAAAUCCCCCUGUUCAAGGCGUUCCACUGUGGAUUAAAGACAAUUUUGGCCAGACAGAGAGAAAGCAAGCAUGAGAAGGAAAGGUCCUUUCAUGAAUUGGUAACUGGUAAAAGAUAGGAAACAAAGGGUAGGAAUAAAUGGUCAGUUUUCAGAAAGCAGAGAGGUAAAUAGUGGUGUCCCCCAAGGGUCUGUACUGAGCCCAGUCCUAGUCAACAUAUUCAUAAAUGAUCUGAAAAAAGGAGUAAACAGUGAGGUGGCAAAAUUUGAAGAUGAUACAAAACUAAUCAAAAUAGUUAAUUCCAGGCAGACUGUGAAGAGCUACAAAAGGAUCUCUUAAAACUGGUUGACAGGGAAACAAAAUGGCAGAUGAAAUUCAAUGUUGAUAAAUGCAAAGUAAUACACAUUGGAAAACAUAAUCCCAACUAUACAUAUAAAAUGAUGGGGUCUAAAUUAUCUGUUACCAUUCAAGAAAGAGAUCUUGGAGUCAUUGUCGAUAGUUCUCUGAAUGCAUCCAUUCAAUGUGCAGUGGCAGUCCAAAAAGUGAACAAUAUGUUGGGAAUCAUUAAGAAAGGGAUAGAUAAUAAGACAGAGAAUAUCAUACUGCCUCUAUAUAAAUCUAUAGUACACCCACAUCUUGAAUACUGCAUGCAGAUGUGGUCGCCCCAUCUUAAAAAAGAUAUAUUGGAAUUGGAAAAGGUUCAGAAAAGUGCAACAAAAAUUAUUAGGGUUUUCAGCUUGGAAAAGAGAUGACUAAGGGUGGAUAUGAUAGAAGUCUAUAAAAUCAUGACUGGUGUGAAGAAAGUAAAUAGGGAAGUGUUAUUUACUCCCUCUCAUAACACAAGAAUUAGGGGUCACCAAAUGAAAUUAAUAGGCAGUAGAUUUAAAACAAAUAAAAGGAAGUAUUUUUUCACACAACGCACAGUCAACCUGUGGAACUCCUUGCCAGAGCAUGUUGUGAAGGCCAAGACUAUAACAGGGUUCAAUAUAGAACUAGCUAUGUUCUUGGCGGAUAGGUCCAUCAAUAGCUAUUAGCCAGGAUGGGCAGGGAUGGUGUCCCUAGCCUCUUUUUGCCAGACACUGAGAAAGGAAUGGAUCAUUCAAUGAUCUGUUCAUUCCCUCUGGGCACCUGGCAUUCAGCACUAUCAGAAGAAGGGAUACUGGGCUAGCUGGACCUUUGGUCUGACCCAGUAUGGCCAUUCUUAUGUUCUUAUGUUCUUAUGAGAAGCCUGAUGGCUCUCAGUUCCCCAGUUCUACAGCCUACAAAAGUGGGCCUGCAGGUGAGCUAUGUGGAGGAACGCCUGUCUUCUCCCAGUUCCCACACUGCUGUCGGGAUUAAGCAUCAGUAUGCCUAGAGCAGGGCAGCCAUGCAUAUGUUCAGAGCAUCUAGGGAACUCUUACUGCCAAAACUUAGGUGUCGACUGAGAAAAGAUGUCUACAGGGUCCAGUAACAACUGAGUAGAGGUUUGGUGAAUCCAAGUGAGGCCUGAUGCUGUGCUUUAGGUACAUAAUAUGGUAGCUGGGAGCCAAGUCCUUUUUAGAUAGAUUGAUAGAUAGAUAGAUUUUGUAAGACACACAAACAUGCAUGUUAGUUUGUCAGUGAUCAAAUGGCACCACACUAACACAGAAAUUUACACUCUUCGGAAUCAUAAUAUUACAGUUGCCCAGCAAACAAAUGUGUCUGCAAGAUUUCACUGUGGGAUUUCCUAGUUUACAAAGGGAAAGGAAGAACGGAAGUUUGCGCCCAGCUGUGAGCAAUCUUCCAAUUUUAUAUACAUGCCUGGUAAAUGAUGAGUAACUUUACUGGAGCUUUAGAGUGGUAGCCGUAUUAGUCUAUAUCAGCUAAAACAACGAGGAGUCCUUGUGGCACCUUAGAGACUAACACAUUUAUUUAGGAUUAGGCCUGAAUAAAGACUGGGAGUGGUUGGGUCAUUACAAAACCUAAACCUAAUUUCCGCAAUACUAAUUUCCCCCUGUUGUUACUCACACCUUCUUGUCAGCUGUCUGGAAUGGGCCACUCUCAUUACCACUUCAAAAAUUAUUUUUCUUCCCUUGGUAUCCUGCUGUCAAUUGAAUUGUCUCCUUAGACUGACCUGACACUUGGUAAGGCAAAUCGAAUAUUUUCAUGUAUUUAUACCUGCUCCUGUAUUUUCCACUCCAUGCAUCUGAUGAAGUGGGGUUUAGCCCAUGAAAGCUUAUGCCAAAAUAAAUUUGUUAGUCUCUAAGAUGCCACAAAGAUUCCUCAUUGUUUUUACUGAAGCUGAUGAUGUUACUUCACAUUUACUCUGUUAGAAUCUGGCCUGUUAUUUAUAAUGGUAAAAUUUAUUGCUUGUUAAUUUCCAAAUAGUUGUUCUUGUGCUGUGUGUGACAAUAACAUUUUACAACGCUCUUUCCUUCUGCAUGAUGAA
Molecule: messenger RNA, 4970 nt
Organism: Malaclemys terrapin pileata
Lineage: Eukaryota; Metazoa; Chordata; Testudines; Emydidae
Product: cytosolic phospholipase A2 gamma-like
Exons: 16
Coding region: 219-1958 (579 amino acids)
Biological process (GO): glycerophospholipid catabolic process
Cellular component (GO): nuclear envelope; nucleoplasm; cytosol
Molecular function (GO): calcium-dependent phospholipid binding; calcium ion binding
Source: RefSeq, a predicted model, not a curated record